AUGCAUGGCUGGGCUGAAGAGACCGAGCAGCAGCAAGGACAACCUCUUGCGGCUGGACGCUCAGUGGGUGGUGUCCUUUAUGGAGAAGGAGAUCGAACUCACAGCCGGACACCUAAAGUGGCUGAUCUGGAGAGAUGGGAGAAGCGUUUAACUAAAUACCAGACCCUUCAACAGGAUGCAGCGCUCAAGGAUAAGGAGCUGCGCGGCAGCAUUGUGUGUAGCGGCGGUGGGAACCAUCUCAGCUCCCAUAGGCUUCUCAAACUGAAAAGCCGUUGCGAGUUGUCUGUUUCCCCCUCAAACAGCGUUGCAGAGUUUGUGCCGAAACACACGGUGUGGUGUGAAACUGCCACCGGCUGCUCUUUAGGUUCUAGCAGCAAGACCAAUAGAAAAAUUACGCUGUGCUUCCUUACGCUUGAGAGUACCAUUGUCCGCAGACUGCCAUCCUGUUGGGCAGACGUCAUCCGUCACAGCUCUGCUUUUGAUGGAAAUGGCAGCCGUGUGAACACAAUUGCUAUGAAGUCCUUUUGCUAUAUUCCCAUCGUGAGCAGUGUGACCCUGUGGAAGAGAGGCUCAUCCCAUACAAGCCCUAGCCCUCGUGCUGAGAAAGCAGCCUUGCCCUGCUCCAGGUUUCUCACGCACAUGAAGAAUUUCUCUGCAUCACACAAAACGGAUAAAUUACAUUUUCUACCGUUUCCAGGAUUUAUAGAAGGGACUCCUAGUCCAAUGACAGAUAACGGACUACUUUACACUCCACAGUACAUAAUCCCCAACUCUCCUGCGAGCGCAGUUCCUUUCGAAGAAGUUUAUGGAGAAGCCUGUCCUUCCCUGUCACCAACCAGUGAAACGGACGAAGAUGAUUUGUUCUCUACUGUCAAAGACAGAAGGCAGAAGCGACUUAGAGGAUCACCUAAGCAGGCCUGGACCAGCCCAUUUCUGGAAAAGCCAGCUGCAGAUAAGCCUCUUAAACGAUCAUACUCAGUGAAUACCAUUUUCCUGGAAGCUGCAGGUAGACACAUACCACUUCAGAACCAUCCCUUGGGCAAAUCCAAGGAAGAUUCUGGUCCUGUGUUGAGACCUUUCACCGCCAUCGGCCUCUGCAAAAGUGUAAACCAGAGCUGCUCUUCCCCGAAGAUCAGCUGCAGGACUGCCUCAGAAUCUGGGCAGCAGGAUAAAAUGUCAUCCUCGGGCUCCUGGACAAACACAGAUUCCCUAAGCAUAUGUGGAAGUGCAUUAGGAAGACGCUUGGCUGCCGUAACACCAGGGAUGACCCCCAAGCAUUCUUAUCGCCCUACAGAACGUAGGUCAAAGGCAGCUAGCGCCUUCCAUGGCCAUGCAGCCAAGGAGCCCCUGCCUCUGCUCGUGGGAUCUUCUACCCAUUUGUUUCCCAAGAAGUUAAUCAAGGUUUGCGCCUCAGCAGCCCCACGCCCACCCCAGCGCUUCCAUACGGCUUGUUCACAGACUCUUUCCAGGCCGGUGGUGACUGCUCACUUACACUGA
This is a messenger RNA of Microtus oregoni (creeping vole), 1497 nucleotides long. It is a transcript of the gene CUNH12orf42, whose product is annotated as chromosome unknown C12orf42 homolog. The record is from RefSeq and is a predicted model, not a curated record. The coding region runs from base 1 to 1497 and encodes 498 amino acids. Lineage: Eukaryota; Metazoa; Chordata; Mammalia; Rodentia; Cricetidae. The transcript has 9 exons.